AUGACCUUGUUUUCCAAGCAAUCACUGUCUUCCAACUGGGAAUUCAGGCAAGCCGAUGAUUCGGCUUCAAAUGACUGGCUCCCGGUCCCGUCAAUACCGUCGGUCGUGCAUCAAGAUCUCAUAGCGAAUGGCAGAUUAUCGGACCCUUUCAUCGGCUUCAAUGAGCUACAUGCAGAGUGGGUUGGCGAGAAAGCAUGGAUCUAUAAAACCGUCAUACAAACACCAGAAACCCCAGCUGGUGCCAAGGCCUAUCUUGUUUUUGAUGGCCUCGAUACUUUUGCUACUGUCCAUCUCAAUGGCAAGGUGAUAUUGGAGAGCGACAACAUGUUUCUAUCCCACCGGAUAGAUGUGACGAAUAAUCUUCUUGAGGCCGGGACACAGGAGCAUAGUCUUGAAAUUCAUUUUGACUCUGCCUUGCUCAGAGCACGGGAAAUUCAAAAGCACUAUCCAAACCACAAGUGGGUUGGUUUUAAUGGCGAGAUGGCUAGACUGGGCGUCAGGAAAUCGCAGUAUCAUUGGGGAUGGGAUUGGGGCCCAGUUCUCAUGACAGCGGGAAUUUGGAAGGAUGUGCGUCUGGAGGUUUAUAGUACGAGAGUAGCUGACCUUUGGACCGAACUUGAAUUGUCACACGAUCACCAACUUGCGCGAAUCAAAACCUAUGCAAAGAUCGAGUCGAGCAACGCAUUGAAUGGCCAUAUAUCAGUCUUUGGUCUCUCUCUAGACGGCAAUGAAAUUGACCAGCAAAGUGCUCCCAUCGGCUCUGACGGAUCUGUUGCAGUGACAUUCAAAGUGAAACAGCCAAAGCUCUGGUGGCCAAAUGGCUACGGCGAGCAGACUCUAUAUCAGCUAUCAGUCAAAGUGGUUGAAAAUGGCACCGAAAUACAUCAAUUAUCAAAGAAAAUUGGAAUACGUACUGCAGAAGUCAUUCAACAGCCCGACAAACAUGGAAAAUCAUUUUUCUUUCGAAUCAAUGGUGUUGACGUUUUCUGCGGCGGUUCCUGCUGGAUCCCAGCAGAUAACUUUUUGACUCGUAUCAGUGCAGAAAAGUACCGGAACUGGAUUAAGCUGAUGGUUGCAGGAAAUCAAGUUAUGAUCCGUGUCUGGGGUGGUGGUAUCUAUGAGCAUGAUGCGUUUUAUGAUGCAUGCGAUGACUUAGGCGUCCUGGUCUGGCAGGACUUCAUGUUUGGCUGUGGUAACUAUCCGGCUUGGCCAGCUAUGUUAGAGUCUAUCAAACAAGAAGCAAUCGAUAAUGUCAAACGACUCCGACAUCACCCGUCCAUUGCACUCUAUGCUGGGAACAACGAGGACUAUCAAGUCCAGGAACAAUCGGGACUAACAUACAACUACGAGGACAAGAACCGGGAGCAUUGGCUAAAGACUGACUUUCCGGCACGCUAUAUCUAUGAGCAUAUCCUGCCGUCCAUUGUGAGGGAGUAUUCGCCCAGCGUCUUUUACCACCCCGGAAGCCCGUGGGGAGAUGGAAAGAUCACCUCUGAUCCAACAGUUGGCGAUCUGCACCAGUGGAAUGUAUGGCAUGGCACACAAGAAAAAUACCAGAUUUUUGGAUCGAUUGGAGGUCGAUUUAACAGUGAAUUUGGCAUGGAGGCCUUCCCACAUCUUGAAACAAUCGAACAUUUUGUUGAGGAUAAGAAAGACUUGUUCCCGCAAUCUCACGUUAUAGACUUUCACAACAAAGCAGACGGCCACGAACGCCGUAUAGCUACUUAUCUCGUCGAAAAUUUGAGGACAGCGACCGAUUUGGAGACCUACAUCUACUUAACACAAGUCGUCCAAGAAGAGACUAUGAUGUUUGGCUACCGGACCUGGCGACGCCAAUUUGGGGAUGAACGUCACUGCGGUGGUGCCUUGCUCUGGCAACUGGACGACUGCUGGCCUACAAUCUCGUGGGCAAUCGUCGAUUAUUUCCUUCGACCAAAGCCAGCGUAUUACGCCAUGGCGCGCAUUCUUGCUCCAGUCGCCGUCGGUGUCCAGCGGGAACAUCACGACUGGAGUAUAUCGCACGCGCGUCCCGCCAAGAAAAGCAAGUUCGAGUUAUGGGCAGUAAGCAGUUUACAGAAAGAGGCUGUGGCUUUGAUUGAGCUUCGGUUUAUUUCGGUUGAUACCGGCCUGGAAGUUCGUGAGCGUAUCGUGCACGACAACGUUCGUCUCGUUCCGAACGGGACAACAAAUCUCAUUCUUGACGGCGUUAUCGACCAUGCCGCCUACCCCGAGCCUCAUAUCCUUGCCACGCGCAUGUGGAUCGAUGGAAAGCUCGUGGCGCGGGAUGUCGACUGGCCGCAGCCAUUCAAAUACCUAGACUUCAGUGAUCGAGGACUCGAAGUGAGAGAGAAGGAGGGAGCCGCGGCUGACGAGAAAGUGCUAGGAAUAAGCGCUCGUAAGCCAGUGAAGUGCCUGGUUUUUGAGGAGCGAGAAGGCGUCACUGUCAGUGAUAGCGCGUUGGAUAUUAUCCCUGGAGAUGACCAGACCGUGAAGGUCAGUGGAUUGAAAGCAGGCGAUAAGUCAUUGAGAUACAAGUACCUUGGACAGUAA
Molecule: messenger RNA, 2550 nt
Organism: Talaromyces proteolyticus
Lineage: Eukaryota; Fungi; Ascomycota; Eurotiomycetes; Eurotiales; Trichocomaceae
Product: putative beta-mannosidase B
Exons: 5
Coding region: 1-2550 (849 amino acids)
Biological process (GO): carbohydrate metabolic process; glycoprotein catabolic process
Molecular function (GO): beta-mannosidase activity
Source: RefSeq, a predicted model, not a curated record